Molecule: messenger RNA, 1868 nt
Organism: Amphibalanus amphitrite
Lineage: Eukaryota; Metazoa; Arthropoda; Thecostraca; Balanomorpha; Balanidae
Product: ring canal kelch homolog
Exons: 17
Coding region: 207-1868 (553 amino acids)
Molecular function (GO): protein binding
Source: RefSeq, a predicted model, not a curated record
GGCAUGUGACCUUUGAGCUCGUGCUCGCUGGGUGCUUCCUCGACCUUCGAUCGUUCGCGGGUUCCCGUUCUUUUGCCGCUGGACCGCUGUGCUGUCAGGUUGCUGCAACUACUCCGUGAAGCAGAAACUGAUCGCCGGGCACACCUGUAACUUUGCAGGUUGCCUUGCUAUCAUUGCAAGGACUGUUAUUUUCUGCUGCAUUCAAAAUGGCAGAGAUGCUGCCCCAAAACCCAGUGGAGGAGGAGGAGACUGAAGCCAACCAGCUGCUGCUUCGUCACGCAUCGCAGAGCUCCCUGGACGAGAGUUCCCAGCGUCAAAGCCAGCGGGAGCCGGCGCCGGACCGACCGCCCUAUCGGAACACCUCGCACAGCGCGCGCGCCUUUCAGCAGAUGUUCUCCAUGAGACGGGAGCGGGCGUUAUGUGACGUCAUCCUGGAGGUGGACAGCCGAGAGAUAUACGCGCACAAAGUGGUGCUGGCGUCCGCCAGUCCCUACUUCCGGGCCAUGUUCACAAGUUUCGAGGAGAGUCGUCAGAACCGUGUCAAAUUGCAGGAGAUGGAUCCCACUGCGCUAGAGGCGCUGGUGGAUUACAUCUACUCGUCAGAGAUUCGCGUCACGGAAAACAACGUGCAGAUCCUGCUGCCUGCCUCGAACCUGCUGCAGCUGGGGGAUGUCCGAGACGCGUGCUGCGAGUUUCUGCAGAGCCACCUCCAUCCCACAAACUGCCUCGGUAUCCGUUCGUUCGCCGAUCUCCACGGCUGUGUCGACCUGAAAACAAACGCCGACGCCUACAUCGAACUCAACUUCUGUGAAGUGGUGGAGUGUGAGGAGUUUCUCACUCUGACCGCCGAUCAGGUGAUACAACUCAUCUCGUGCGAUCGACUCUCCGUGGCCAACGAGGAAAAGGUUUACGAGUGUGUGUUGAGAUGGAUCAACUACGACCUUCCGGCCAGGGAACAGCACCUAGCCGACCUCAUGUCACAGGUUCGUCUGCCGCUGCUGUCCCGCGACUUCCUCGUGCAACAGGUGAAGAAGGAGCCUCUGCUGCAGCCGAACGCCGCCUGUAAGGAUUUUCUGAUCGAGGCGCUGCUGUACCACCUGUCCGUGUCUAACGAGGGGGGUCCGGCCGUGGAGAGUCUCCGGACCAAACCCCGCCAGCCCGUCGGACUGCCGAAGAUUCUGCUGGUGGUGGGUGGCCAGGCGCCCAAGGCGAUCCGAUCCGUGGAAGCGUACGAUCUCAAACAGGAGAAGUGGCUCUCGCUCUCCGAGAUGCCCAUCAAACGAUGCAGGUGCGGCGUGGCGGUGCUGGACGGCAAAGUCUACACGGUGGGCGGCUUUAACGGCUGUCUCCGUAUCCGAACUGUCGACCUGUACAAUCCCCAGACAGACACCUGGCAGGGAUGUGUCAACAUGGAGGUGCGACGAUCCACGCUGGGCGUGGCAGUGCUCAAUGACUGCAUCUACGCGGUGGGCGGUUUUGACGGUUGCACGGGUCUCAACACGGCCGAGGUGUUUGACCCCAGGGUCGGAGAGUGGAAAAUGAUUGAGCCCAUGUCGGUGAGAAGGAGCAGCGUCGGCGUCGGAGUGGUCAACGGCAUCCUGUACGCGGUGGGCGGCUAUGACGGCGCCAGUCGGCACUGUCUCUCCUCCGUGGAGGCCUACAACCCCGAGCUGGACCGGUGGACCAUGGUGGCGGAGAUGAACGACAGACGAUCCGGCACCGGUGUGGGUGUUCUGGACGGCCUUCUGUAUGCGGUUGGCGGCCACGACGGGCCCACAGUCCGAAAAUCAGUGGAGGUCUACAACCCGCUGAUUAACACCUGGUCGCCGGUGGCCAACAUGUCAACCUGUCGACGGAACGCUGGUUAG